Molecule: messenger RNA, 699 nt
Organism: Cladophialophora psammophila CBS 110553
Lineage: Eukaryota; Fungi; Ascomycota; Eurotiomycetes; Chaetothyriales; Herpotrichiellaceae
Product: lactoylglutathione lyase
Exons: 2
Coding region: 1-699 (232 amino acids)
Source: RefSeq, a predicted model, not a curated record
AUGGCAUCCCCUGCAGACCAAAAACAACCCACGCCUUUCCCCCAUGGCGCUUUCCUGCCCAAUGGCCAAUUCGACAACCAACAGCGUGAUCCUCCCCUUCCUCCCAACCAUCCCACCAUCGGUUAUAAGCUGAACCACUUCAUGCUGCGCAUCCGGGAUCCGGCAAAAUCCAUCCCCUUCUAUGUCGACCUCAUGGGUAUGCGAACCGUUUUCACCAUGAAUGUCGGUCCGUUCACGAUAUAUUACCUCGGAUACCCUCAGACCGACGAACAUCGGGCAGAUCUGAUGAAAUUUGGCGCCGACACCGCCGCUAAGCUUCAACACACCUUGGGAUUAUUGGAGCUGUAUCAUGUCCAUGGUUCAGAGAAACAGGAUCCCGGGUACUAUUCGACGGGAAAUGAACCUGGGCCUCUGGGAUUUGGUCAUCUCGGAUUCACCGUGCCGAGCGUGCCCGAGGCUCUCAAGCGAAUGAGGGAGAACGGCGUCGAAGUAUUGAAGGAUUUGGGCGUCUGCACGAGACAGAGCAUUCCGAUCAGUGAUUGGGAGAACGAGCGUGGCAUAGGUGUCGAAGUCAAGGGUACCGAGAGCGAGAUCCAUGACGAAUAUAGGAAGGUCUUCGAGAAGAUUGCGUUUGUGAAAGAUCCAGAUGGAUAUAUUGUCGAGUUAGUGCCGCAGAACAUGCGUCCUCUAGACCCGUGA